AUGGUAGCCUCCGAGCUCACCGUCCGCCUCUCCGAGCACUUUGGUGCCUACAUCGCGUGCGACCCUGCGCUGCUCACCGAAGCCACCUCGAUCUGCAAGCACUACGGUGUCACCCCCGAAGACCUCUUCUACAAAUGGGAGGCCUUCGCCAUCAACAACCAUCUGCCCAAGUCGGAACCUCUGACCAUCGAUCAUGCGAGAGAGCUGCGGAAGAUCAUCGCUGCUGCCGUCAACGCCAAUGCGGCGGCGAGCGUUGCGGGUGGCGGUGGUGAACAUGCACAGACACCGCUCAAGCCGUCGAGCGCGCUCAACAGGGGUAGGAUCGCAGGCGACUUCACUGCCAUGCUGGGGAUCAAGUCGACUCCCAACAAGACCGCUCCUGCUUCGAACGUUGGCAGUGUGUUUCAGACUCCCGUGAGGUCGGCCAGCGCCAGCAUCAACUCUCCCUUUGGAGGCCCCGGUGCUACUCCGGCCAGCGCUUCGGCGUACAAGCCGACAUCAGCCGGUGUUCGAGACGCUGACGUACACAUGUCCGACAUCGAUUCCCCUCUUCGACCUGCCAACAACAACACUUCAGCUUCCACCUCCAAACACGCCCAAUUUUCGAUCCUCGAAUCGCUCAACGAACACAUCCCGCUCACCGGAUCCGGCAGCCAACUCGCCGCCUCCAGCGGCAAAAAGACAUCCCGCGUCUCCCUCGCCAUGGCCACCGACCCGAAAGCCUGGAACUACCGCUACAUGUUCGAGAAGAAAGGCGAGCGCUCCCAGGUGCUCGACGAUCGGAUCGACGACUAUGCGGGUAUCCUUCGCAGCGCCUACUCGAUCGACGAGUCGGAAGAGUUGGGCGAUCCGAGCUUGCCCUCCCAAGAACCGAUCUGGGUUGUCGGUCGGGUUUGCCCUGCUCUACCUGCACCUGAGAGCUCGGCGGGUCAGACGCUGCGUGCCAAGUUUGCUUCCCGAUCUAAAACUACGGACAACACCGACGACGCGGUCGCGUUCGGUCUACCCAAGUUGUCCGAGACAGGUCUCGUACUCGAAUCAUCGCGCAUGAUGGGCUCGGGCAACCGCACACCCAUCCACUUCAACAAAGGCUGCAUCGUACGACACACACCGCAGGAUCCGGGCACCGGUGGUGCGGCCACCACGUUGAGCCUCUUCCCCGGCCAGAUCGUGCUCUGCAAAGGCAUCAACGCGGGAGCGGACAAGUUCAGCAUCGACGAGAUCUGCUUCCCGCCCCCGCUGCCCCUGGCGGUGCACACCGUGGAGGAGGCGAUGGACCACAGCUACGCCAAGCACAAGCUGGACGGCAGGCCGAUGAACAUCGUUGCUGCGUGCGGGCCGUUCACGGACGAAGGGGAUUUGGAGUUCAAGCCGUGGCACAGGUUUAUGGAUUCGCUGGAAUCGGGCGGAUUGCCGUUUUCAGAGUUGGAUGCAACGAGGAGGGGUGUUCCGGAUACGCUGAUCCUGAUGGGACCCUUCAUCUCGGUGAAGCAUGCGAAGUUGGCGUUCAGCGACGAGAUGCCGGCGGAGAUGUUCAAGAGACACUUUGGGACGAGGUUGGAGAGGCUCGGGGAGAAGUACCCAGGGAUGGGGGUGGUGGUGGUGAGCAGUACGGAGGAUGUGUUGAACGUGCAUGCGAGUUAUCCGCAGCCCGGGUUUGGCAAGGAAGAAGUCGAGGGGAUGGGGUUGAAGCGGAAGGGGGUUAGGUGUUUGCCCAACCCGAGCGUGUUCUACAUCAACGAGCUCGUCGUCGGCGUUACGACGGUCGACAGUCUCGGAGACGUCAAGAGCGAAGAGAUGGUUACUCGAAUCGAAGCCGCUGCCGCACAAACCGGCACGGUGGGCGAGAGCGUAGCGAGCAAGAACAAGGAGACCAACACCCGCUGGAGUCGAUCCAUCCUCUCCCAGCGCACCUUCUACCCCGUCUUUCCCCCACCGACAACUUCCGGUUUGAGCUACGAUACCUCUCACUCGCACCUGCUCCAGUUCCCCGCCGUGACGCCCGAUCUGCUGGUGUUGCCUAGCCGGAAAACCAAGCCGUUCAUCAGAGUGGUCAACAGCGCUACCGUUGUCCAGCCGGGCAGCGUGGCCGAGACGGGCAGUGUGGUCUGCAUUCAGGUCGCAGCCUUGCCGAGGGACGAGCUGGAAGGGAGGGACGAGAUGGAGAGCAUCAAUGCUAGGUUGUGGGACAGGGCGAGGGUGGAUGUUAUUGCUAUUUAG
Messenger RNA from Pseudozyma hubeiensis SY62, 2220 nucleotides. RefSeq names its product alpha DNA polymerase. Bases 1 to 2220 code for a protein of 739 amino acids. Gene Ontology annotation, cellular component: alpha DNA polymerase:primase complex. The transcript has a single exon. The record is from RefSeq and is a predicted model, not a curated record. Gene Ontology annotation, biological process: DNA replication; DNA replication initiation. Lineage: Eukaryota; Fungi; Basidiomycota; Ustilaginomycetes; Ustilaginales; Ustilaginaceae. Gene Ontology annotation, molecular function: DNA binding.